Messenger RNA from Arabidopsis lyrata subsp. lyrata, 585 nucleotides. RefSeq lists its product as uncharacterized. Bases 63 to 479 code for a protein of 138 amino acids. NCBI's taxonomy places the organism in Eukaryota, Viridiplantae, Streptophyta, Magnoliopsida, Brassicales, Brassicaceae. The record is from RefSeq and is a predicted model, not a curated record. The transcript has 2 exons.
CUAAAAUGAAUCCAUGAAACACCACCUAUCUCGGGGCAAAAACAGAAGUGGUAAAUAAUAUCAUGGAGAUGAACAGAAGGAGAUCAAGAGGGUUCAUGAUAGCUAAGCUAAUGCCCUUUUGCAAAGCUGUGAAAUCUCCAACUCCUUCACAAGACCUUUAUAAUAAUGUUCAUUACACUUCUUCCACUACGACUUCCUACGCUCGUCAACCUGAUUUCAACAACUACGUAACUGCCACUUCGCCUAUCCCUCCUAAAGUUAGCUUCCUCCUUCAACCAUCCGUGGCUCCUGAGGGUAAGGAUAUGGAAAAGAAGCUGACCAUGAUGGCUGAGAAGCUGAUCGGCAGAGGGAUUAACGGUGUGAACGAGUGCGUUGACGCUAGAGCCGCUUCUUAUAUCUCUUCGGUUCGAGAAAGGUUUAAGGCGGACCAUUGUGAUCAGAAACUGACGACUGUUAUUAGCUUAGAUGAUGAAGAUUGACCAUUAGGAUUUAAGUGGAGUUACGUAAGUCAUAAUUAUGUACUGCUCUACGUUACUUCAAGAUAAGGUAUUAAUGGGAAUUCAAGCUUUUAUUUGGGGUCUGUAA